Molecule: messenger RNA, 837 nt
Organism: Impatiens glandulifera
Lineage: Eukaryota; Viridiplantae; Streptophyta; Magnoliopsida; Ericales; Balsaminaceae
Product: ethylene-responsive transcription factor ERF104-like
Exons: 1
Coding region: 1-837 (278 amino acids)
Biological process (GO): regulation of DNA-templated transcription; ethylene-activated signaling pathway
Molecular function (GO): DNA binding; DNA-binding transcription factor activity
Source: RefSeq, a predicted model, not a curated record
AUGGCGGCAAUGGCAGAUCAUGAAGCUUCUGCAAUCGAACUCAUCAAGCAACACCUUCUCGGCGAAUUCUCUCCUUUAGAGACGACUUCAUUUGCCGGAAGUUUUCACGUCGGCGACAAUAGUUGCACUUCCCUGUCAACUUCAGGUUCUGAUUCAAUGUUGUUUGGAUUCUCCGACGACUAUUGUACUGCUUCUAACAAUCAAUUCCUAAUCAGUUUUGACAAUAAUUCGCUAUCUUUUAACCGGAAUCAACGAGGUUUAUUUGAAUUUGAGGUUGUUGAAGGAACAAACAAAAUAGCAAAACCGAGCUCUAUUAUGACUUCUUAUAAGAAUAAUAAUAAUGUCGAUUGGAAUCCGGAGAAGAAGAAAGUAGAAUGGUUGGAUUUCGGACAACAGCAGAGGAAGAAGAGAGGAUACAGGGGAGUCCGGCAAAGGCCUUGGGGAAAGUACGCUGCGGAGAUUCGAGAUCCGAAACGACGUGGUUGUCGAUUGUGGCUUGGGACGUAUGAUUCUCCAAUUGAAGCGGCUAGGGCAUAUGAUCGUGCAGCGUUUAAGAUUCGUGGAAGGAAAGCUGUUCUUAAUUUCCCUCUUGAGGUAGAACACUGGUCUAAAGAGACGGUUACCAUCGAGAGGAAAUUAAGUGGAAGAAAAAUAGAAAUCGAUGUUGAAAAUCAAGGAAACGGAGAGCAGAUGAAUAUGGAGAAGAUAAUGGAAUCUGACUUUAGUCAUGAGAAUGAGAUGGCUUGUUCGCCAUCGUUAUCAACGUGGAUCAUGGAUUGGAAUCAAGUCGACGCUGUUGUUGAUAGCUUUGGAAUUUUCUCCGAUGGUUUCCUUUGA